AUGUUAUAUGAAAAUUUAUAAGAGUAAUUACAAGAAUGCCUUCCUGAAUAUUAACGAUAGUUUGUUAUACAAAACUACUAAAAUUUCUUAGAUGCUUCAAAAGACAAAGACCCAGUAUAUUAAUAGUUUGUAUAAUUGAUUGAUAAAUUCCAAUCAGCAUCAAGUUAAAUAGAAGUAAUUUCUAAGGACAUCGAGAACCUAAAAAAUGCUAAGGCUAGAUGCAAAUAGUUGCUUGAGGAGUAAGUCAUAAAAGUGGAGGAUGUUGUUGAAGAUGUAUAGGCUGAAGAUCAAUUGACGGAGAUGCUAGAUAAUUUAUCUAUGUUUACAUUUGAGAAAAAUUACGAAUAGGCUAUAGAAAGUUAUAGAUUGUUAAUUGAAACUCAUUAAUCUAAGAAGUUUAUGAAAUUGAUUAAGAAACCAGAAAUCAAGAGAUAAUUGGAUGAAGCAUUCAAAAGUCUUUGUUAAUCGAUAUUCAAUGAUUACAUAAGUCAGAAUGCUUAAUUUGAUUCAUCUUAAUUAAUGCAAUAUUUGAUGGUGUUAAAUUAGGUUGAAAUGCUUAUCAAAGGAUAUCUGCAAAUACAAUAAGAUAAAUUUGUUAAUUGGAUUGAAUAAUAAAAUUAAUUCAAUGAAAAACAAGUUUAAUAGUUUGUAGGGAAUAUACUAAAAGUGAAUCAAUAAUACGAAUCAAUAUUCGGAGAGUAUCUGAGGAAAAACCAGUUAUUGUUUUCUUUUAUUUCCAUAUGGAAUUAAUAGAUUAUCCAGAGUUACUUCGAUAAAAUUCAAGAGAACUUUUUCUAGGAUGUUGUGUCUUUUGAUGAUAUAUUUUCUAAAUCUAAAACCUUGUUGAAUACAUUUUCUCAAUAUCAAUCCAAAGGAAUAUCAAUAGAUUUUGAGAUUCAAAAGGAGCUAGCCAUUUAUAUAGAGAAUAAGGUGAAUGAGUUGUUUGGAGUGUAUGGUUAGAAGAUUAAUUAGUAUAUGCAUUUCAAUGAAAAUAAGUUGGUAAAGAUUGAGUUUCUGCCUAAUCUACUUGAAAGUGAUAAAUUAUUAGAAUCAAAGGAGAUGGAGAUGUCUAACAAACCUUAGGAGGUUAAAUUAAAGGCUUCGGCUACGAUAAAGAGUACAUUCGAUUCACUCAGCCAAGGAGUAUCUAUUAGUUCUUGUUUCUUUUGGAAUAUAGUCUUUAAAUUAGGAGAUUCUGCUUUGAAUUUUUUUAAUCCAGAACAAUACUCUUUAUUAUCGACAAUGUUGAGUGAAUCAAUAUCUAAAUUAUUGAUUCUAUUCAUAAAAGAUUAUUUAAGUGCAAUAAGAACUAAUAGGAAGGAAGGUUAACUAUUAUUUGAAAUAGGAAAUUUAUUUGGAAAUUAUAAUUUAAAUAGUACUUUAAUUAAUUAUUUAUCAACAAGAGCAUCUAAUCUACCUAUCCAAAGCAAUAGCGAAUGGAAAAGGGCGAUUCAAGAUUGGGUGGAUGAAUUAAAAUAAUUAAUACAAUAACAAUAUAAAAAUACGUAUUUGUAGAUGUUACCAUUUUGGAUUUGUGAGCAUGGAAAGAUUUACAUAUAGAAGUAACUUGUAGUUCAAAAGCCAUCACCAUUGUUUUUGAUGAUUGGAUUUUCAAUAAUGGAAAUGAACAAUCAAUUUAAAUCACGGAUACCUCAAGCACCAACACUUUAUUAUUUAGGGUUGCUAUGGGAUUAUACAAAAUAUUUGUUGGAAUAUUCAUUAUAUUGGUCAUACCACAAUUAAGGGAAAAACAAUGAGGUGUUUUUGUUGGAUGCUAAAUCUAGAAAUGAACUCAAAUUAGACAUGAACCAAAUAAACCUGCAAUUCCAAUAGAGUUCUAUAAAAAUACAACAGAUAUCACAAGACGGAUUGAAGUAGCUGAUAUUGGACACUCAAUUUGUUUUUGAUCUUUUCAAUCGAUUCAUAGGGCAAUUGCAACAAAAUGAUUAAUUCUUACCGAAGUUGGUGUCAUUUUACUGUAAGGAUAAGAAAUGUUAAUAACCGCAGAUGAAUAGUUAAUCUUUCGAAUAGUAUUUCACCUAAAGUUUUCAAUAAGAUAUGAUACAAGCAAAAAAUUACAUCGAACAACAAAGAAAGAGUAUAGUGACAUGA
Paramecium tetraurelia is the source of this 2112-nucleotide messenger RNA. RefSeq lists its product as uncharacterized. The record is from RefSeq and is a predicted model, not a curated record. Lineage: Eukaryota; Ciliophora; Oligohymenophorea; Peniculida; Parameciidae. The transcript is spliced from 2 exons.